Molecule: messenger RNA, 820 nt
Organism: Cydia fagiglandana
Lineage: Eukaryota; Metazoa; Arthropoda; Insecta; Lepidoptera; Tortricidae
Exons: 4
Coding region: 401-820 (139 amino acids)
Source: RefSeq, a predicted model, not a curated record
GUCGGCGUUGCCGUCGUCCUACCUGUCAAAGGUAGAAAAGUAGUCGACGGAAGUUUUAAAGUUAUUUUACAACAUCCCAAUAAAGUUGUUUAGAAGCUGUAUUGUACUAAAGUGUUAUUGAAGAAUUGAUAUGUUUAUAAUUCCAAUCGGACUAAUACUAGGCGCUUGUGCUAAAGGUGGUCUAAGUUGAAUAACUGUUUCUGUUGUGUAGGUGGCUGUCCCAAUGAUGUGAAAGUGUAUUUUCGCAUAAAAUUUAGAUCCCAUUGUUUAAAUAUUUCCUGGGAAAAACAUACGAGAGGCUUGUUGUGUAAGAAUACAGUCGUUUUGCAAUGUGAAUGUUGUCGCGGAGUCGCAGUAGACAUACCGUGGAAGUAAAUUUUGUUGCGAAGAAUCCGCAGCAAUGGAUGUGCCAUCACAGGAGACCGUGGGGCUCUUGUCUUCAGACGAGGGCGGCGCGGGCGGCAGUUCAGACUCGCCAGACAGCAGCGAGGACGAGGUCACCUCACACGUCCCGCCCGCCAUGACUGCCCGCGCCCAGGUAGUAGUGCCGACCAUCAGCGUCACGCCCCACAGCCCGGGCGUGCUCGACGACAGCCUACAACAGCUACGCCAGCUCCAUGCGGCCGUGCAACGUAUGCGCGCCGCGCCGCUCCCGCUUAUGGUAAGUGUGGCGUCUUUAUAUCAGCAGCCAAGGAGGCAAUGCCGACCAUCAGCGUCACGUCGUACAGCCCGGGCGUGCUCGACGACAGCCUACAACAGCUACGCCAGCUCCAUGCGGCCGUGCAACGUAUGCGCGCCGCGCCGCUCCCGCUUAUGGUAA